AUGAUUAUAAAAACAUAUAAUUUUAAUUUAAUAAGUAAAAAGUACGCCCAUAAAUUUGCUUCUCCAGAUUGCCCUAAUUUAAUGAACAUUAAAAAAGUGAUAUAUGAAAAGUUAAAACCAAUAUGUUUUCAUAUUAAGCAAGAUUAUACAAUGGGUCAUCAUGUUCAUGAUAUGCACUUUUAUGGAAUUUUAUGUUCCCCAUUAUUUGAAAAUAAGAGCUACAAGGAGAUGAAUUCAAUGGUAGAAAAAUUAAUGAGUGAAAUACACCUUGCUGGACGAGUAAAACUACAUUGUCAACCACCUUCCAGAUUUAAUAAAAUGAAGAAACAUAUAAGGUGGAGAUGGAACUUAGAAAAAUGA
Plasmodium malariae is the source of this 360-nucleotide messenger RNA. Its product is annotated as conserved Plasmodium protein, unknown function. Bases 1 to 360 code for a protein of 119 amino acids. NCBI's taxonomy places the organism in Eukaryota, Apicomplexa, Aconoidasida, Haemosporida, Plasmodiidae. The transcript has a single exon. The record is from RefSeq and is a predicted model, not a curated record.